CUCCCACCUUGGUCCACCUCCCAAGCUCAACGCGUAUCGAUCAUCGCUCCAUCCAACCUCCUCUCCAUCACCACGCGCCAUCAACGCAUCGACCCACCAUCACACCUGCAAUCGUCAACCGUCGCAUACCUCUUGGGAUCUCAUCCACAAGCGCCUAAAUCCUCUAGGCUGCUGUGCUGCGUAUAGCCAGAGGUCAAAAUACCGCAUCGCACCCCGGCGGUACGCACCCUCGAGGGGUUCACAGGCACCUCGCACCCUUUGCCAGGCUACAGGUGUUGCUGCCCACAUUGCCAGGGUGGUGGAAAGUGGUUGCAAACCCUUUCCAUCUCCUUUUUGGUCGUGGGUCGGCUACCUGGGCUUAGGGACAACGUCUCUUCUCUCCUCUUUCGGGGGGUGGGAAGCUUCUGCUGGAACUGCGAAGCCCGUGUCUCUUGGGGGUGUCCUCCAGGCCAAGGCGGCGUGGACGGGCUUCCCUCGACGCAAUUCGUUGAUACAAUUCCUCUUUUUGUUGCGCAGAGUCAAGGCUGCUCCUUCGACGCUCGAAGAAAAGCCUGGGCGGGUGGGAUCCUGUGUCGAGCGCGCGCACAGGUCACUGCCGACACAGGGGUUCAACUUUUAGACACCCGCUGUUGAACUGAUCGUGUCGCUACUGGUUGCUAACUUUCUUUCGUCUUUCUCAGCAGGGAUUCAUAAAGUCGAAUACAAUGUCACAAGCCUCCACUUCUGCUUCCGUCGAGGGCGGCCCCGACGACGCCGUUGUCCGUCUCGAUGCUGUUCCCGCACUCAUCGAAUGGACAGGGCCCGAUGACCAAGUCAUCCGUCUCGGCGACUCGCUGUCCGCCUCUCCAGUGUCGCUCGACCUGGAAUUCAAUCCCACGGCCAAGACCACGUUCCUGAGACUUCGCAUCGGCGCCCAGGUCCACCGCGACUCGAACAAACAAACGCCUCUUUACCUUCACAUCGGGCCCGAUGACAUCAACACACUUGCCUGCCCAGACUCUAUACAAGAUCAGACCAACCAGGAUCAGCCUACUUCCGCACAUACUUCCUUCGACGUCAGGCUAAGAAGACCCGUGGCUUUGAUCGGUCCUCCGUUUCGGCUGCGCCCAUCCAAUAAGGCUCGAGUCAAUGUGAUAAACCAUGCAAGAGCACUGGCAGCCAGGCGCGACUUCUCAAUCCGUAUCCAAGAUGGCUUGCUAUCAGAAUCUCAGUACAAGGCAAUUUGCACGGCUGUUUACCACGAGUACUCCAGCACUGGGCGUCUGGACCUUGCCUCCUUGUAUGGUGGUCUUGGGGGCAAACAGCUCGUGGCAAGGGAUCCUGACGGGACCUCCACGCCUGAUGAUGGGAUAGAAGCGCCUCCGUCUUACGACGAGGUGGAGGGGCCGCCGCCAAUGGCACCCCUUUUCCAUGCGUCAGACCCAGGCCCGUCCAGCAAGAAGCGACGGCUGAGCAGCCCCGCCGCCGACCCAACCGCGUCCCUGCUAGCCGUCGAGGACAUAUGCAGGAAGCUCAUGGCCGAGCAGCAAGCCAAGACGGAGCAGUCGCUGCGGGCCCUAGAGGACAGGCUAACCGCGCACCUGGACAGCAGGUACGAGCGCCUGCGAGAAGAGGACGAGCAGGCUAGGGACAAGCUGUCGGCCGAGCUGAACUCGAGGUUCGGCGAGCUGCGGACCCAGGUCGACGGGCUAAAGCAGCAGGUCGGCGAGCACAACGGGAUCAUGGCCGAGGAGCUGGAGAAGCUGUCCGAGGAGAUCCAGGUCGUCAGCGACGACAUCGAGAGCAGGGUCGACCUCAGGGUGGAGGACGCCGCCGCGGGCUUCAGGCUCGAGCUCGAGGACUUCAUCCGCGACGAGCUGCGGGACGUCGAGGCGGCUGUUAGGGGCAGCCUGAGGCGGGCUAACGUGAGUAUAGAAUUCGAGGAUUAGUAGUAGAAAAACAAAUCAAAUCACUGUAGAUCCA
This is a messenger RNA of Diaporthe batatas, 1962 nucleotides long. RefSeq lists its product as uncharacterized. Lineage: Eukaryota; Fungi; Ascomycota; Sordariomycetes; Diaporthales; Diaporthaceae. The transcript is spliced from 2 exons. The coding region runs from base 705 to 1928 and encodes 407 amino acids. The record is from RefSeq and is a predicted model, not a curated record.